CCAGGACGCACUGCACUCGCUGUCGAAACUACACUUCCCGGCUCUCCGGUGGCAGCCCGUGACACUCCUUGGACAGGGGCGCGGAGCUGGGUUUCAACAGCUGCGCCUCCCUUGUUCGCUCGCUUGGACCCGGCCCCGGACCCAGCCCCAGACCCGGACAUAGCUUCACCAUGGAGGAGGCAGACCGAAUUCUCAUCCAUUCCCUGCGCCAGGCCGGCACGGCAGUUCCUCCAGAAGUGCAGACCCUGCGAGCCUUUACCACUGAGCUGGUUGUAGAAGCUGUUGUCUGCUGCCUGCGUGUGAUCAACCCUGCUGUGGGCUCUGGCCUCAGCCCCCUGCUGCCUCUCGCCAUGUCUUCUCGUUUCCGCCUGGCCAUGAGCCUGGCUCAGGCCUGCAUGGACCUGGGCUAUCCUUUGGAGCUUGGCUAUCAGAACUUCCUCUACCCCAGUGAGCCUGAUCUCCGGGACCUGCUUCUCUUCUUGGCUGAGCGUCUACCUACCGAUGCCUCUGAGGAUGCAGACCAGCCUGCAGGUGACUCAGCUAUCCUUCUCCGAGCUAUUGGGAGCCACAUUAGGGACCAGCUGGCCCUGCCCUGGGUUCCACCCCUCCUUCGCACUCCUAAGCUGCAGCACCUCCAGGGCUCAGCCCCCCAGAAGCCUUUCCAUGCCAGUAGACUGUUCAUGCCUGAGUUGAGUUCCAGAGGAGAGUCCCGAGAGUUCCAGGCAAGUUCCCUGUUACUACCAGCCCCAACCCAGGCACCUCAUCCUGCUGGGAGGGUGGCCUCGCUCCUCGAAUGCCAUGCUAUUCAGCUCUGCCAGCACACAGGCCAGGACCACCCUGGUGACAAGGACUGGGUCCACAGGACAUCCCGCCUUCCUACCCAGGAGGAUACUCGGGCUCAGAGGCAGAGGCUUCAGAAGCACCUGGCUGAGUAUCUGUGUCAGAUGUGGGGCCAGUUGGGUCCCUCUCCUCAAGCCCGAGACCUAGGAGAGCUGCUGCAGUCCUGGGGUGCUGGGACCAGAACUGGUGUUCCUAAGGGCUCUCGCUUCACACAUUCAGAGAAGUUCACCUUCUGUCUGGAGCCCAAGGCCCAGGCAGCCCAGGUGUCAGAUGUGCCAGCCACUUCCCGGUGGCCUGAACAGGACACAUGGGCAGCUCAAGAGCAGGAGCUGGAGGCCCUUCAGGAGCAGCUAGAGGGAGUGAACCGCAACAUUGAAGAGGUUGAAGCCAACAUGAAGACCCUGGGAAUCAGCCUUGCGCAGGUGGAGGCCAAGUGUCGGCAGAGUGAACUUAGCACAUCGGAGAGGGAGCAGGCCCUGCGCCUAAAGAGCCGGGCGGUGGAGCUGCUGCCAGACGGGGUUGCCAACCUUGCCAAGCUGCAGCUUGUGGUAGAGAGCAGUGCCCAGCGGGUCAUCCAUUUGGCGGGCCAGUGGGAAAAGCACCGGGUCCCACUCCUUGCUGAAUACCGCCAUCUACGAAAGCUCCAGGAUUGCAGAGAGCUGGAAUCUUCUCGACGGCUGGCAGAGAUUCAAGAGCUGCACCAGAGUGUUCGGGCAGCUGCUGAAGAGGCCCGCAGGAAAGAGGAGGUCUAUAAACAGCUGGUGUCUGAGCUGGAAACCCUACCCAGAGAUGUGUCCAGGCUGGCCUAUACCCAGCGUAUCCUGGAGAUUGUGGGCAACAUCCGGAAGCAGAAGGAAGAGAUCACUAAGAUCUUGUCUGACACAAAGGAGCUUCAGAAGGAAAUCAACUCUCUGACUGGGAAGCUGGACCGGACAUUUGCGGUGACUGAUGAACUUGUGUUCAAGGAUGCCAAGAAGGAUGAUGCUGUUCGGAAGGCCUACAAGUAUCUAGCUGCCUUGCAUGAGAACUGCAGUCAGCUCAUCCAAACCAUUGAGGACACGGGCACUAUCAUGCGGGAGGUUCGAGACCUUGAGGAGCAGAUCGAGAUGGAGAUGGGCAAGAAGACCCUCAGCAACCUGGAGAAGAUCCAAGAGGACUACCGGGCCCUUCGCCAGGAGAAUGCAGGCCUCCUGGGGCGGGCCCGUGAGACCUGAGGGGUUCUGGACAGACGUCUCCCCCACCCCAGGCUUCAGCAGGGAUUUGGGGAGUUGGAGGCUAUGGCCAAGUGCUUGUUCUGUGUUUGCUGCCAAGUCCUUCCUACUUUGGUGACUCCUGCCCACCUGACCCCAACCCUUAUCUGGGGCAAACAUCCAGAAAGUAGGAGCUUGGCUGCAGUUUAUUGGGGAGGACACUGAGGGUUGGGGCCUUGGAUCUCAAAUAAAUGAGGGACUGUCUGUA
Messenger RNA from Phyllostomus discolor (pale spear-nosed bat), 2298 nucleotides. RefSeq names its product coiled-coil domain containing 22 (gene CCDC22). NCBI's taxonomy places the organism in Eukaryota, Metazoa, Chordata, Mammalia, Chiroptera, Phyllostomidae. The transcript is spliced from 17 exons. Gene Ontology annotation, biological process: positive regulation of ubiquitin-dependent protein catabolic process. The record is from RefSeq and is a predicted model, not a curated record. Bases 171 to 2054 code for a protein of 627 amino acids. Gene Ontology annotation, molecular function: cullin family protein binding.